Messenger RNA from Nezara viridula (southern green stink bug), 790 nucleotides. NCBI's taxonomy places the organism in Eukaryota, Metazoa, Arthropoda, Insecta, Hemiptera, Pentatomidae. The record is from the annotation of a GenBank genome assembly.
GUCGAAGUACUUUCUGUACAGCCUCUGACUGCUGAGUACUUCGUCGAUGUUUAUGUUGUCAUAUCGAGCAGGAACGCCCAUAGCGAGCGUGAGCAAACAAGAGAUGCAUAGGAACUCGAGGAACGUCUUCAUGGUGGAUAAUGACAACUUUCACUUCAUUGGGUAAUAAUUAAACAGCAUUGUCUCUCUAGACCCCCUGGGGGUAACUUUUGGAUAGUGGGGCACUACCUGAUGUAUAUAUUUCUUCAGCCCAGCAGCAAGUAUCUCAGAGUUCAUCCAGGUUUGAAGAGUUCUCGACAGUAUGCAUUCCUUCUUCAUUAUCUUGUUCCUGGUUGGAGUCUGCGCCGCGGCGACGACUUAUACCACCAAGUACGACAACAUCGACUUGGACGAGAUCCUCAAAAACGACAGGCUCUACAAGAAGUACUUCGAUUGUUUAGCCAACAAGGGCAAGUGUACUCCUGAUGGAAAAGAACUCAAAGAUAUCAUUCCUGACGCUCUCGCUACCGAAUGCAAGAAGUGCAGUGAGAAACACAAGCAAGGAGCGGAGAAAAUCCUAAGAUUCAUGAUCGAAAAGAAAGCCGACGACUACGCAGUCCUGGAGAAGAUAUACGACCCCCAAGGCCAGUACAAGAAGAAAUUCAUGGAACAAGCUGAGAAAAAGGGAAUCAAAAUGGUGGUUUAAAAAAUAACUGUUCGAUUCUAGUCGUCUAAAUUUCUCCUAUACUACUCUUGAUCAAUGUUAUUCAAAGUCAUAUGGCUGUAGAUUAUUAACUAUAAAGGAAUUUAC